AUGGGUGAGAUGAAAAUGUCGGGUGAAGCCAGUAUCCGGCAUCGCGUGUGGUGGAUAAUCUACAUGAGGGCAUCCAGAAUAGGGUCCCAUCCCUACCUGUGGGCUUUGCAGUGCGGGCAGCUUCUGCUGGUCAAGGCUUGGCACGACCGGUUGGCGUUGUUGCAGCGAGAGGCCGCAGCCCAGAAGGUGUUGGACAGUCAAGUAGUGGACGGCCGGCGGCGACGGAGAUCUAUUGGACACAUCACUCGGAGACAGUCCCCGCGGAGCGCCUCGCCGCUGGUGAGUUCGUCGGCGGAGUUCGGGAAGGGAGCAACGGCGGAGCAGCGGCCUCGGUCAGGCGGCGGUUCUCGACGGCCGUCGUCUCCGUCACUGUUCUCCUCUCCGCCGCCGUCCCUGUUGGCGACGCCCGUCUUGACGACCCCGCUCAUGGCGACGCCGCUCCUGGUGUCCCCGUUAUUGGCCUCUCCGUUCUCGACGGCGACGCCGCUGCCCGUGGGCGGUCUGCGCAAUGGUCGGGACUCCCGAGGGACGACGGUGGAGGUGGCGGAGCCUUCAGCCCGCGCCGACUCUUCUGCGCGAAGGACCACUCUGAACCGCUCUGCCCCGGGCGCAAAUCCCCGCUCGCCCACUCUACGCUCAUCCGACCCGCGCGCCCUCCGCCGAAGAACCUCCUCAAGCAACCCUUUCGACGCGCGCACCUCUGCGCACGCGCGUGCUUCUCUGCGCUCGCCCUCCCCCCGGUCGCCCGCCGCCGUAGCGCUACUGGACCGGACGACCUUAGACCGGAUCACCUUAGACCGGAGCGCCUUGGACCGAACUACUUGCGGGCUUACGCCGGGUGUGACCCGCAGCUCACUGAACCAGACGGCGACUAAGUCUACAGACAAGAAGGCUAUCCGUCGCAGUUCGGCUGCGGCCUCCGUGUUGCGCCCGACAAGCUAUGGCUCGCGAUCGACCGCGGAUUUGGCGCCCCCUCUAGGUUCCCCCUCGCCCCCUCGCUCGCUGGGCUCCUCGGGCCCCGGCUCCCCCCAAGGCUCCUCUGGUCUAGGUCUCGGUUCCCCCCCCCUAGGCCGCUCUCUGGGACCCCCUCUGGGGCGGCCGUGCGCCUCGACUCCUCCGCGCAGCUCCAUGGCGUCCCCCUAUCCACACGGUGCGGCGACGGCGACGCCUCGCCCGCGAAGCCAAAACGCGACGCAGCUUCGCCCGGCCACGGACCAAGGCAGCAGCGACCGGCUGAAGGCUGCUCGCCCCUAUAACAACCUGGGCUCGGCCACCGUCGGUCGGGGUUCGGCCACGGGCGGUCGGAGCUCGGCAGGUCAGAGUUCGCAGCGGGUGUCCUCUCAGCGCAUAUCCUCGCAGCGCGUAUCCUCGCAACGCGUAUCCUCGCAACGCGUAUCCUCGCAACGCGUAUCCUCGCAACGCGUAUCCUCGCGACGUGGAUCAGUCACCCGAUCAGCGAACUACCUGUCAAUACACUGGGCGGCGCGACUACCAAGCCAGGACGAACUCUGGGCCACGACUGACUACCUUGGCUGGGGCGUGCUACACUAUGCAGCGCUAAGCGGCUCGGCCGAGCUCCUGCAGGCGGUGGCCGCGCGUCCCCGACGACUUCGACCUCCGCCGUCGCGCCACCCCCCGCCCCUCGGCUCCUCCAGUCACCCGCU
Gregarina niphandrodes is the source of this 1664-nucleotide messenger RNA. RefSeq lists its product as hypothetical. The record is from RefSeq and is a predicted model, not a curated record. The annotation marks the transcript as partial. NCBI's taxonomy places the organism in Eukaryota, Apicomplexa, Conoidasida, Eugregarinorida, Gregarinidae. The transcript has a single exon.